Molecule: messenger RNA, 476 nt
Organism: Chiroxiphia lanceolata (lance-tailed manakin)
Lineage: Eukaryota; Metazoa; Chordata; Aves; Passeriformes; Pipridae
Product: basic phospholipase A2 daboxin P-like
Exons: 4
Coding region: 13-429 (138 amino acids)
Biological process (GO): negative regulation of T cell proliferation; arachidonate secretion; phospholipid metabolic process
Molecular function (GO): calcium ion binding; phospholipid binding
Source: RefSeq, a predicted model, not a curated record
GCUGUCAGAAGGAUGAAUUGUCUCCUGGGCCUCUCUGUGCUGUUUGCUUGGCGCUUGUCCCCAGCUCACGGGAGCCUCUUGCAGCUGCACAACAUGAUCACGGAGGCGACAGGGAAAAACGCUUUGCUGCACUAUGCCUUCUAUGGCUGCUACUGCGGCCUGGGGGGCAAGGGGCAGCCCAAGGACGCCUCAGACAGGUGCUGCCAGCUACACGAUACCUGCUACCUCGGCCUCCUGAGCCACGACUGUGACGCCAAGAAGCAGAGCUACCACUACAAGGGGCACCACGGCAGCCCCUCCUGCAGAAAGGACUCCUGGUGUGCUCGGCUCUCCUGUGAGUGUGACCGCAGCCUGGCACUGUGCCUGAAGAGAAACGUCAGGAGCUACAGGAAACGCUACCAGUUCUAUCCCAAUUACCUGUGCAGGUGACAGGAGUCAAAAUUUGGAGCUCCCUGCAUUCCUGCCUGUACUGCUGU